GAUUUGAGCUCGCAUUGGGCUCUAUCGGUUUGCCACGCUUGUUGUAGUCUUUUCUUGUGCCCUUCCGUUCAUAUAUAUAGGUUUGAGUCAGUUACGGUGUUUGUUACGGGUGAUGGAAGAGGGCAGGGGCUAUCCGCGACCGAUCGGACCAGGCGUGACACGUGUCGGCUGGAUCGGCGCUGGGGUCAUGGGCGCCGCCAUGGCCGCCCGCCUCCGGACCGCCGGCUACGCCGUUGCCAUCUACGCCCGCACCCCCUCCAAGGCCGAUCACCUCCGCCGCCUCGGCGCCCACCUCGUUCCCUCGCCGGCCGAUGCCGCCCGCUCCGCCGACGUGCUGUUCACCAUGGUCGGUCACCCGUCCGACGUCCGCGAGGCCCUCCUCGACCCCGCCUCCGGCGCCCUCGCCGCCAUCCCGCCCGGCGGCGUCCUCGUAGACUGCACCAGCAGCGACCCGGCCCUCGCGCGCGAGGUUGCGGCGGCGGCGCGGGCCAGGGGGUGCUGGGCCGUGGACGCGCCGGUCUCGGGCGGGGACGUCGGGGCGAGGGACGGGACGCUGGCGAUCCUGGCCGGGGGUGACGAGGGGGUGGUCCACUGGCUGUCGCCGCUGUUCGAGGCGCUCGGGAGGGCGACGUGGAUGGGGCCGGCGGGAAGCGGGCAGAGCAGCAAGAUCGCGAAUCAGAUCACGAUCGGUGGCACCAUCGUGGGGCUCAGCGAGGCGAUAGUGUUCGCGGGGAGGGCGGGGCUGGACGUGCCGCGGUUCUUGGACGCGGUGCGGGGCGGCGCGGCAGGGUCGCGGGCGAUGGAGAUCUUCGGGGAGAGGAUGGCGAGGCGGGACUUCGCACCGGGGGGUUUCGCAGAGUACAUGGUGAAGGAUUUGGGGAUGGGGUUGAGAGGAGGAGAGGACGGUGGGGAAGAGGAGACAGGGAAGGGCGUGGUGUUGCCCGGGGCGGCCUUGUGCCAGCAACUGUAUCUGGCGAUGGUGGCUAACGGGGAUGGGAAGAUGGGCGGACAGGGCCUGAUCACCGUCAUCGAGAGACUCAACGGAAAGCACGCAUAGUGAAUGCACAAGAAGGUGAAAGAUCAAGCGGUGGCCGAACAAAAUAUGUUAAAUGUUAUCGACAUCACACUACCACAUCCGCAGUUCUAACAGGCUCGCUCUCGAACACCUUCUCUGCACACCCUAUCGCACGGGUGUAUGAGUUGUCGCUCUACAUUGAUGUGGCAUUGCGUAGAACAUCGACAGAAGAAACGCGACGGAACAAAGGCCUCUAAAAACAAAUGAGAACUCUCAACAUCCUAAGACGCCACUGUCAGCUCUUUCUGGUUGCUACUUGGAGAGGUCAAAUGGCCGGUGGGGGCGACCUGCUCAGCCAGAAUCGCUCCUUCCUUCGUCAUAUGAUCCCACUUGCCUUGAAUGAGAUAGAUGAAGGCAAAGAGGGAGACCUCUGUAGUGAACAGGACAACCCACGGUCUCACACUCCUUGAGGUCCUCUCAUGGAAGGCAUGUAAGCCGACGUAGACGUUCGCGAUGCCCAGUACACAAACUCCAGUCCCAAGCAGCCAAUGCACCAAGUACCAGGCGCUCCUCAUCUUUAUGCCCCUGAGAAGAAAUCAUCCUCAUCUACGUAACGUGAUCCACUUGCACAGCUGCUAAGCUUUGAGAUUGGGCGAGAAUGGUAUACAUACGUACAUACACACGCACCUGUGAGGCCUGAAGAAGGCUAUGAUCGGUUGUAUCCAAAUGAAAGCGUAUACUGCUAACCCUAUCCUUUGAUGGGUGUUGUCGAAGGAGUUCUCAAAGUUGAUCAGUGAUAGAACUGCUGCAGCAGUAGCCAACAGGAUUGCCAUAAUCUGUCAGUGCAAUAUGUUGAACUUUUUAUUUCUUUGGUGAUUCAGCAUCUGGGAGAACAGUUUGUUUGCUCACCUGAACAAUGAGGUGGGCAUAGAACAGAACCUUGAGCCUUUUGAUGCAUUCAACUCUGUGCGACAUCCUGAUGAUGAUGAUUCCAACAGGCAUUAAGAAACCAACCGAAGCCCAGAGCAGGAAUGCAUGAACUCCGAUCUGGAAUGAGAGUUCAGGUGUCAGCUGCACAAAUGGCAAAGAAGAUGGAUGAGCCGAGUGUGUCUUCAUUUUCUGUUUGGCCGGAAACAAGAGGAGUGUCAUGGCAUACCUGGAGAGGAUUCGGCUGGCUGAUCCUGUAGGUUUGAACCAAUUUGGGUGUCUCUCUGGAUGAUCCCAGGGAUGGAAGAAGAGAAGCGGCUAUGGAACUUCCAAGCACCAUAACAAUUGCAUGUCUUCCUGAAGCUAACAUUUCCUGUUUCCUUGAUAGAGCAAGGAGGAAGAAUGAACUCUGCUCCUGGAAUUCCUAUCGACCUUGUCCUUGAUGCAGACAGACCGUAGAAGGCUUACUUGCGAAGAAAAAGAUAAAGCAGCAAAACAAAGACCUACAUGGAUUCUGCAGAGAACACAACACAGACAUAUAUAAUGGAUGUUUGCAGCUUCAAAGACCAGCACUGCAAGCAAAGCCAAUCUCUUUCCCUUCUUCCUCCCUUUCAGAUCAACAAAUCAGGUAGUUUCCUCUUGCAAGAAAUCCCUCACUUCAGAUGCAUUCUUAGGUCUCUACAAUAACAUUUGAAACCUUUUAGUUCUCAGUGAGCAACUGCAGUAUAUCAAGCUGGCGUGAAGGUCAAUAAAGGAAUCUCAAAGGUGAAGAACCUGUAAGAUAUCUCUAUAUUGGCUAGAGAUGGUUGGGUGGUAAUGAUAUGAACAACUUUUUGAAUGCAUAUCAAUAAAGUUCAUGUGGGGUUGGAGUAAGAAACUCAAAUGCCAACUUGUGCAUCUUUUCGGUACAAUGGUUAGGUCUGUUGAGUGGAAGCAGGAAGCACAGAAAAAAAAAGCUUGACACUGUUUCUCAAAAUCUAUUAUAUGUCAAACAGAAUCACCACAAAUGCAAGUGGAAGUGGCUGGUGGUGGGUUGCAGGGAAAUGAAAUCGUGAUCUGUUCCUCUUUCUGACAGUCCACACUACCAAGUAGUGCUCAAGUAUCAUGCUCCUUUGGAACUUUUAUCUCUAAGUAGUUGCCUCAUAAGAGUCUAAUAUUCUGGUGAUGUCAAGAUGUUGUAAGUGCUGCAUCUUUGUGGCUGAGCAGCUUAGAAUCCAUGUACCUUAGGAAUUCUAGAUAAAAAUUCUGUGAGGGUACCACCCACCACUAAGAAUUAUUCUUUCCUAUGGAAGAUUAUAUAGUGGGAAAGAUUGUAAUGAAGUGCUUACAUGGAUUUCUGACUCCA
Musa acuminata AAA Group (dessert banana) is the source of this 3287-nucleotide messenger RNA. RefSeq names its product probable 3-hydroxyisobutyrate dehydrogenase-like 2, mitochondrial. Gene Ontology annotation, molecular function: oxidoreductase activity; NAD binding; NADP binding. Bases 113 to 1057 code for a protein of 314 amino acids. The transcript has 2 exons. Lineage: Eukaryota; Viridiplantae; Streptophyta; Magnoliopsida; Zingiberales; Musaceae. The record is from RefSeq and is a predicted model, not a curated record.